Anopheles stephensi (Asian malaria mosquito) is the source of this 3809-nucleotide messenger RNA. It is a transcript of the gene Rab39, whose product is annotated as ras-related protein Rab-39B. Gene Ontology annotation, molecular function: GTPase activity; GTP binding. Gene Ontology annotation, cellular component: Golgi membrane. Gene Ontology annotation, biological process: Rab protein signal transduction. The coding region runs from base 1039 to 1698 and encodes 219 amino acids. Lineage: Eukaryota; Metazoa; Arthropoda; Insecta; Diptera; Culicidae. The transcript has 3 exons. The record is from RefSeq and is a predicted model, not a curated record.
AAACGUGCUGUCUGCGUUUUCGCCCAGUGUGUCAAAAUAUGUUGAUCAAAACAAUCCAGAAGAAAAUUUGUGUGGAAAAUUGAUAAGCCUCGGAAAGUUCAAUCUCGCAACGGUGUGUAUCGUGUGCGUGUGUGCGCGCGUGUGUGUGUGUGUCUUUCGUUUUAUUACAAACAACUAGAAAAGGGGGCUGGAAUACUAUUUGCAUGCAAACAGAUACCAAAAUCACCGCUACGUCGAGGUUUGGUCCAGAUACCAGGAACGCUACGCAGCAGAGAUAAUGCAGCGGAUUGCGGUCCAAUAGCAGCGGCCAGCGCGAUAGUCAGUCAGAACCGGAGUGACAGCAUAUAAUCAUGUUUAUGUAAUUUAUGUUUAAAUUCGCCCACUUUGCCUUAAAAAGGUAUACACGUUGUGCACACAGACACACACACACGCAAAGCGGGGUUCAGAUAAAGGCCAGCAAGUCUUUCCCCCUUGCGGUCCGUCUCCUGGGCUUUGUUGUUCCGUGCUGCAGCUGGUUUUUUAUUGCUGCGAGAUCUAUUGUAGGCAGGCAAACAACGGGCAGCAACAAGCAGUCUAGAACGCGUAGGAAAGAGACGGUACUGGAUGAAUGAAUGAGCGCGGACAAGAGAUAGAGCGCAAACCCCAGAACCCAGCGUACCGACGUCCGAAGGGCACAAACACAGUGUGCAUUUGAUAAGCCAAAAACAGCUCCCUGCUCUGCUGCUGCUGCUGCUGCUAAAAAGCCUGUUUUCGUUCAACGCAAACGUAACGCGAGAAAAAAACCUUUGCCUGGAACAACUGAUUCACUCUGUACCUCAUCAAUGAAAUCAACAAUGAGCCCAGUUUAAGGUGCCCAAACCAAUCAACCGCAAAAAGACACACCUUCCACGGGCGUCCAGCAAGCAACCGACAAAUUCACCAGCACUACGAUCUACUACAGCGAGGAUCGGUCGGGUUGGUCCCCUUGGCAGCUGUUUCGGUAUCGCUAUCAGCAAACGCAUCAGCAACGCAACGGUUGCAGACCGUCAGCCGCACAUCAUGGUGGAACCGAUGUUCGAUUAUCAAUUCCGGCACAUUCUCAUAGGCGACAGCACGGUCGGGAAGUCGUCACUGUUGAAAUAUUUUACCGAUGGUAAAUUUGCGGAACUCUCGGAUCCAACGGUCGGGGUCGAUUUCUUUGCCCACCUGAUCGAGGUAAUGGACGGCACGCGGAUCAAGCUGCAGCUGUGGGAUACCGCCGGCCAGGAACGGUUUCGCUCCAUCACCAAAUCGUACUACCGGAACUCGGUCGGCGUGCUGCUGGUGUACGACAUUACCAACCACGCGAGCUUCGAGCACAUCCCGCUCUGGAUGAUGGAAGCGAAGCGGCACAUCGAACCGCACCGGCCAGUGUUUGCGCUGGUCGGGUGCAAGCUCGAUCUCGUCACGAGUGGUGCGCAGCAGCGCGAGGUAAGCAUCGAGGAGGCGCGCACGUUCGCGGAACAGCACGGUCUGAUAUUUGUCGAAACGUCCGCCCGGUCCGGCAUGAACGUGCGGGAAGCGUUCACGCUCGUCACGCAGGAGGUGUACAAUCGUAUCAAAAGCGGCGAGUACAAGGUGGAGGACGGCUGGGACGGCAUUAAGAAAGGGUUUAUGCGGCCAAACAAUCUUGAUUUUAAUCUGGUGGUGGCGGAAUCGGCCCGGAGUAGCUGCUGCUAGAUGCGGUGAUGUGGCGCGUGAGCGCGCAGAGAAGCGGGAUAGCUUUUUGAUUGUUUUUUUUUUUUUUUGUUUGUUUGUUAAUUCCCAACCCCCCCAAAUGCAUCCGCACAUGCACGCACUGGUAGACGCGUAUCGGACACACAGUGAAGGGUGGCGUAAAGGGGUUGGUUGUCCCGUAAGAAGCCAGCUAGGGAGAGCACACAGGAACUAGCCAGUCUUUUUGCAUUAAAAAAUGGAUAUCCGGGCGAUUUUGUGACACGUUUCCAGCCAGUUUUGAUCUCCUCCUCAAGAAGUCCGUCAGGCGCUAAGAACUAAAAUUUCGGAACCGGAACAAAAAUGUCUGAAAAAGUGUCCAACAAAGCUCGGGCCAGGCACAGGAAAGAUAUGGGAAUGCGUCGUAAAAAAAGCCCGGGGGUUAUAUACCCUUGUUGAGGAUAGUUUUCUUUUAAAAUCACUGGUAAACUGGAAAGGGCUCGAAAUAGGUGUGUCGUUCGUUUUGUCAAGUCCGGCAGACAGUCCGGAGGGGGUGUGAAACGUCGCCGUCGUUUUAUUCUGCGCUGCUGCGUAAUUGUAUUGUUCAGGAUUUUGUUUUUAAUAAGUUUGCAACAACAAAAAAAAGUCUCUCGCGUUCUCUAAGCGGGACCCUUCCAGCGACAGGGGUCUCGAUCAGUAAACGUAACGGUUUUUUGAAGUAAAUGUUUAAAAAUAGCGGGAAGUGUGCGUGUUGUGUGAGCGGGUUUUUUGUUUGUUUGUUUUGGGAAUAGAUUUGUGGUAUUCUAAGACACACGCGGACCCCGCUAACCAUUGCGUUGCGCGCACCAAGCUAAGGGACAUUAUUCACGCGCGCGACAUCAUCAUCAUCGGUGCUCACAGAGACGACAAAAAAAAAAAAAAAACAGUUUCCAUGUGAUAUUAUAUGUGUACAUUUAGCUGUGCCGAGGAUUGGGUGGGUCUAGUUGGGUGGGUGUGUAUGUGUAGUUGUGUAGGUGAUGGGCGCGUGUUCCACACAAUAGCCACGCGUGGUUUGGCCUGCACUAAUAAGCGCAGUUUUUGCAGUGUGCAAAAUCCGUAAGGAAUCCAACCCAAUUAAUGUAUACAUUUUCAUACACGAACACAAAAUAUAUAAGCAACAAUAAUACGGAAAAGUAACAAAAAAAAAGAAAAGAAAAACGUAAAAGGUAACCUAUUUCAAAAGAGAGUGAGAGCGGGAGAGUUAAAAAGUGAAUAGAAAUUCAAUUAAAGAAAUGUUAUUCUAAAAGCAAAAACACGGAACAAACAAACCAAAAAAAAAAAAAAAGGAUAAAAGCAGACAAAAAGAAAAUAAUUCAAACUUUUAAACUCAAAAGCCUCCCCGGUCAUGAUUGCUGAAAAAUGGGUUUUCAGGCGAAAAAGCAAAUAUCAUUCUCAGGUAACUCAGCGUGGAUCGGUUUAAAAUUCACUCCUAAGCCCAGGACAGCUGAAACACGUUACCGGCACGGUUCGAAAACAGGUUGAGAAUUUUUGGACAGGUAAAAAAGGUCUUCUAGACCAGCCCGGCCACGGUGAUUUCCCUUGAAGAUGAUAAUUUUUGCCACCCUGAAAACCCUUUUUUUUCCAGCCACCGUGGCCGGCAAGGGUUGCGUAAGCGGCAGUACGGACAGUAGUAAGCACGCGUGAGAAUUUAAUCAAAACAAACUGCGAAAAACUUUAUCAAAAGAAAAAGAAAAUAGUAAAUUAGUAUCAUUACGCCAACUGCAGCAAAGUGCGCCAUUAUACGGAGCACCGGAUAUAUGCCAGUCUGGCCGGAUUCAAAUUCCUAACGUUUUUUUUUGUUUUGUUUAAUAAGCAUGUGUUUUUACAACCCGGACGGAUAAAUAUACUAAUCCAAACUCAAAGCACUGUAGAGCGGGAAGAAUAAAAAAACCGAAGACAAACAGUUCUUUAACCACACCACCAGAAAGUGUCCGUAGAGCAAAGGGGGGGUUGGUUUUGAAUUUUCGUGGGCAGGGAAAAUGGUAACGACGCGUUUCUUUUUUCCCCCACACUCUUUCCUACGUGGGUACCCUUUUUUCUUACCGCAUUAUUGUAGAUAUUCCAAGAAAUAAACAGAACAAACGCUGUAAUCGAAUAAA